UGGCGGCCGGUCCCCAGUACGCGACGACACACGCACGCGGGCGGCUCUCUCGUGUGACGGGGCGCGAACAUCUACAGCACACACGUACGCGCAUACGUUACGAUACGCGCACGCACGCACCGGGUGACAGCGAGCACCGCUGAUCGCGACCAGUGAAUCGAAAUCGGCCGCACGUUUGUCGGUGUCGUUCGUCGCACGCGUACACCUAUCGCCGGCACCGGUCGCAAACCGUUCUCCAGCUCCGUUCCUCUCUCGCGACCCGACCGGUGUCCGCACAUCGUCCGCGACCGACGUACGCCGCCGUACCGCUCUUCGCGUUCCAUGUAAACGGCCGCGGGGGUACUCGCGCGCGACCCGGCCGGCGGGAAACACCGAGAUGCGGCCGGCCGCUGCUUUCGGUAAACCGUUUACUUACCUGGCGGCGGCGCCGCCGCCAACGCCACCUCCACCGUCGUCAUCAGCCGGUGCUGCUGACCAUCGCCAGUCGCAGCCGCCGCUGCAAACGCCGGUGUCCGCGUCCGUCUUGCACACGUUUAAGGGUACCACUGCGGUCGCCGUCAACACCACCACCACCAUCGGCGGUGGUGGCGGCGGUGGCAGCAGUGGUGCUCCGACACCACCGGUCAGGACGUCCACCGCCGCCGCCAAACAGAAACCGCCACCGGUGCCGCCCAGAGGCGAACAGACUCGGUUGACGACGGUGCCGGCCAAGAAACCUGCGGAACCGGUGGUGCAGUCGGCCAAGAAACCGCCCGAGCCUGUUGUGGUACCGUCCGCCAAGAUAUUGGAACCGGCCGCGGACACCCCGUUACCGCCUCCACCGCCCCCGCUUUCGCCACCACGGACGAUCGUUUCGUUGGAAAACUGUUCUUCGCCGGAUCGUCCGCCAUCGCCGCGGACGGCAACGGCCGAACCGGACGAAGACCUGUCCGCUUCGGCGUUAAUCAGCAAGUUCGAAAACGGAUGCGCCGUCAAACCCGCGGUGACCGCCACCGCGGCAUGCGAUCACAGGCCUCCCGUGGAAGUAGACUCGGGCACAUCCACGUUGGCCGAGAUCACGGACGACGACGAGAACGGCGUUGGUGGUGGUGAUGACGACGACGACGACGACGACGACGAUGACGGUGCCGCGGACAUAUGGGUGCGGACCAUCGAGUCCCCUGUGAAGAACAUGCACCCUCAAAAGGUCCGACACCAUUCGGACAGCGCGAUAAAGGCGGCCUCGGCCGUUUCGUCGUCACCGUUGGCCGAGAAACGUGGCAGCCUGCCGGCGGACGCGAUGGCGGCCGCCGAGAAGAAGAGUUCGCCGCCGUUAUCCGUCAAAGAUUCCACCUACAGGUCAUCGUUCCGGUCGUCGGCCGGAAACCGGUGUUCUUCGCCCGGCCUCGUCAACAACCAGCAAAACAAGUCGUCGUCCGACACCGGUGCCGGCCGGAAGAUCACCGCCGCCGAGGCGCUCGGCGUGGUGGCCAAACCGUGCCCGCGAAUCCUGCCGUCGUCCGCGUCCUUGGACGCGGCGUGCCGGCGCCAAUCGCUUGGGAAUCUCGCCGAGUCCAGGUUCGGCGCGAUGCUCUCGUCGUCGGUGCGUUCGUCGUGGGCACCACCGUCCGGCGUCCAGACGGACGUGGAGUCCACGCAGAGCGAGCCGUCGUUCGAUUACAGACGGAAGAAGUUCACGAAACGGUGUUCGAGCGCGGACGGCCGGAAUCCCGUGCACCAUCACCACCAUCACCAUCACUAUCACACGCUGUCCAGCACGCGGGUGACGGCGGCCCGGGAUCCGGACUUCGGUGCCAAACGUGCGUUUAUCCAGGAAAAGCUGCAGGCUGCCAGCACCAAACUGCAAAACGCCGGUAUUGUGCCGUGCGGGCUACCGCCCACGCCGCCGCCGCCGCUUGCGUACCAGCAGCAGAACGGCGGCGGCGCCGACUGUGGCAGACCGCCGCGGUCGUCGUCGUGCAACUGCGGCCAGCACCAGGCCACGUCCAGGCCCAUGUUCGUCAACAAACGGACCGUUUCGGCCGAAGAUUUGCUGCCACCGCCGGCCACCGUCACGGUGGCCGAGCCCGACCGGUUCACCGCCGCCGGCAGGCCGGUGUCCACGUCGUCGUCCUCGUCGUCCGGUGGCCGCGGUUCGUUCGGCCGAUCGCAACGCGUCACGUUCGCCCUCGAUCAACACCAACAGCUGUUCGGCUCGUCCCAGCCGCCGGGCGCCACCGCCGAACCGACUGCACCGUCGGCCAUCAAAAAGCCGUUCAAGAGCAAUUUAAAAGUCAAAGAAGCCGUCCCCGAACUGAACGUCCUCGGCACCAGUGCCAUCAACACCCGGUUGCCGCCGCAACACCCGCACCCGUACGGGCUGCCGUACAAGCUGCCAGUGGUCAACACUGACGUAUUGCAGAGCAAAGGAAAUCCGGCCGUAAUGAAAACGUUGCACAAGCCAAAGCAAUCAUCGUAUGGAGGUUCUCCGUCACCUGAUCUAAUGUUAAAAGAAGGAAAUCUUCGACGGAGUCGACCACAGACAAGCGUGCAGGAUGGUUGUGCCACUAUCAACGGUGGCCUAGGCCGACACUCGUCUUCCGCAUCGUCAUCUACUGGACUAGCGGACACGUCUGCCGAAACGGACAACACUUUGAUUUACAGAGACGGCAUUCUAUUGUCUGGCCCGUUGUCCAGUUUGAUCCAGCACAUAGUUCCUACCACGGAUUAUUAUCCGGAUCAAGCGUACCUGUUCGCAUUUAUUCUCAGCUCACGGCUGUUUGUGAAACCACACGAAUUACUGGCCAAAGUCGUAGCCGUGUGUCAUGCUCAGCAAAGGCUCGGCGAUCACGUGUCGGCCGCACAAAACCCCCACCACAAGGAUCAGCUGUCGCGGUUCGUGCCCCGACUGGUCCAAUUGUUGGCCGAGUGGACCGACAAGUUUCCAUACGAUUUCCGCGACGAACGGGUAAUGGCGCACGUCCGGGAGAUCACACACCAGUGCGUGUCCGUCGAGCCGGCCGUCCGGCACCAAGUGUCGGCCAUGCUGCAGACCCUGUUGCACCGACUCACCGCGCUCGACAAGUACGAAACAUUCCUGCAGCAGACCGGAACCGACACCACCGUCAACUCCGUGGACGCAUUGUCGCCGACGGACACGAUGGAAGUGUGUUCCAGCGCGUCAUUGCUGGGUGAACAGCUUACUCUCGUCGAGCUCGAGAGACUGUCGUUCAUUGGGCCCGAGGAAUUCGUGCAAGCAUUCGCAAAGGAUAGUCCUCACAUAGAUUCGUCUUUCAAGGACAUGAAGAAAACCAGAAAUCUCGAAUCAUACGUCCACUGGUUCAACCGACUCAGUUAUUUAGUGGCGUCGGAAAUAUGCAAACAUUCGAAAAAAAAGCAACGAGUUAAAACAAUCGAGUUCUGGAUCGAGACUGCGAGAGAAUGUUUCAACGUGGGCAAUUUCAACUCUUUGAUGGCCAUCAUCGCCGGACUCAACAUGUCACCGAUUAGCAGACUAAAGAAAACGUGGCAUAAAGUGCAACAGUCGGCCAAGUUUACCAUUCUGGAACAGUACAUGGAUCCGUCGUCAAAUUUCAGUAGCUAUCGAUCAACGCUGAAAGCGGCUUUAUGGAGAAGCGCCGGUGCUACCGAUCAACGUCAAAGGGUAGUCAUACCGUUCUUUUCGUUACUGGUCAAAGACAUUUACUUUUUAAAUGAAGGUUGCCGAAAUAGACUCGACAACGGCCACAUCAAUUUCGAGAAGUUCUGGCAGUUGGCCAAACAGGUAACCGAAUUCAUUUCAUGGAAACAAGCGGCUUGUCCGUACGAAAAAAACUCCAAUCUCGUAUUGUUUCUACUCACUACACCGGUGCUCAACGAGAAAGCGCUCACGUUACUGUCGUUUGAACGAGAACCGCCGGACAACAGCGUGGAAAAAGAACACUACAAAACUCUCAAGACUGCAUCAUAAAAUGCUGUAUUUUCAAUUUAUUAUUGAGUACACUUCUGGACUUUAUUUUCGACUUCUUCUAAAGUCUGUUUAAUUUAUUUUUAUUUUGUCAAAGCACAAAACGGUGUAAAUGUUUUCUUUUUUUUUUUUAUAUUAGCAUCAAUGUUUAUCAUUUCAUUAUUAUUGCACUAAAUGCUUCCAAUAUUAGUGUUGCGUUUUUAAACAAUGUAAAGUAAUGUGUAUUUUUACGAAAAUAAGUAAAAUGUCAAGAGAAAAAUAACUCUUGAAAGAUGUAAUAGGUUGUAUUUUUAUAUAAUGUACUUAAUCCGAUUAUAUU
Molecule: messenger RNA, 4265 nt
Organism: Sipha flava (yellow sugarcane aphid)
Lineage: Eukaryota; Metazoa; Arthropoda; Insecta; Hemiptera; Aphididae
Exons: 12
Coding region: 377-3949 (1190 amino acids)
Biological process (GO): Ras protein signal transduction; positive regulation of GTPase activity
Cellular component (GO): plasma membrane
Molecular function (GO): guanyl-nucleotide exchange factor activity
Source: RefSeq, a predicted model, not a curated record